Messenger RNA from Prunus avium (sweet cherry), 1603 nucleotides. Its product is annotated as diacylglycerol kinase 5-like. Gene Ontology annotation, cellular component: membrane. The record is from RefSeq and is a predicted model, not a curated record. Lineage: Eukaryota; Viridiplantae; Streptophyta; Magnoliopsida; Rosales; Rosaceae. Gene Ontology annotation, molecular function: ATP-dependent diacylglycerol kinase activity; ADP binding. Gene Ontology annotation, biological process: signal transduction.
UCCAGGUCCUCUGAUCAAAGCGCUGAACAAAGGCCAAGGUGUGGUUACGUGCUCUUCAUAUUACUCCCCCAGUUUCUGAUUAAAAUUGCAGUAGAUACAUAAAUAUAGUGUGGAAGAAUGGCUGGGGAUGUUGCUCAUCAAUUUCUCCAGAAUAAGGUCCUGGCAUCUCUUAGCGAGACAGAGUCUGAAUUAUCAGGUGUUGUUCUGAUUUCUGAUUUGUUAGCAAUCAAAGAUAUUGUAAUAGCUAUAGAUACUCGAAGACUUACGGGAGAUUACUACUGUCGCUUUAUCUCUGUGCUACUGGACCUCACCGACGCAUUGACCAAGUGCCGGGUCUUCUCACAUAAGUGGAAGAAGCAUAGUCAUCACAAGACUCAUUUAGUAGUCUUCAACCAUUUGGGUUUGAGGAAGAUUUGUUUCGUGCUGAAGAUGAAGAAGCGGCUGGCUGCAAUAAAACGCAUCUUCGAGGCUGAGUUUAGGGAAUCAUCAAGUCGUCCUGAUCCUGAAGAGAAUUUAAAGAGCAAACUACCUGUAUUGGAGACUGAAGUUGCGGGAUUUGAUGAGCAAUUACGGAAGAUUAGGGACUUUCUUUUAAAAUCAUCAAGUCGUCCUGAUCCUGAAGAGAAUUUAAAGGGCAAACUACCUGUAUUGGAGGCUGAAGUUGCUGGAUUUUCGGCAGUUGGGAUAGUGGGCAUGGCAGGCGCGGGUAAGACCACUCUGGUGAGCGAGGUUUUGAGUUCGUGGAUGGUGCUAGGUAAAUUUUCUCCUAUAAUUUGGUUAUGUUUGUCGAAUAUAAUCAAAGAAAAUAAACAAGUAGAAGAAGAAAUUGAGGUCAGCAUUGUGAAAUGUAUGCUUAGUAAUUUGGACCAUGAUGCCGUUGCCGACGGAGAUGGCAUCCUCCAGGAGGAGGAGGAGAAGACAAUAAGUAGUAAUAAUUCUGGUCAUCUCCUUGCGCUCUUGGAAAGGCUCAACCAACAUUUAUCAGGUAAAAGUUAUUUGAUUGUGUUGGACGAUGUGUGCCACAUGAACGGUUUCUACUCGGAUUUAGGACAACAAAUUCAGGUUCAGGAAGGUGAUAAGAAAGUUGAGGAUCGCUUAUCUCACGGAUUGCCUAAGGGUAGUGGUGGUGCGGUCAUCGUCACUAGUAGGAUAUCGGAAGUGGUUGAAGCUAUGGUGGUACCCGCGGAGGGGUCAGAUCAGCAUUAUAACAGCUUGAUUAUUCCUCUUGAGACUGGGGACAGAGAAAGGUGCUGGGAUAUAUUUAAAAACACUGUUUUUGGUUAUCUUCCUGAUUUAGAAUAUCAACAACAUUUGAAUACGGUUGAGAGUGAAAUUAUGGAUCUAUGUUAUGGUCUACCAUUUGUCGCUAGGACACUCGCAGAAAUCAUGUCCCAAAACCCCCAAAAUUUAAGGAGGACUUCUCCGCCCUACCGCAAAUCUGAGGACUUACCUGAUUCCUUCCAUAUAAAAAAAAUCCUCAGUGUUUGUGUUUAUUGAUAUGUACGAUAGACAAGAAGGAGAAGAACUCAUUGGGAAAUUUUGCGACCUCCUUACUGUUGUGAAUUAAUGACUAACUCACAGCCCUUUUAAGAUCUUGUUGUUG